AUGUGCUUCAACCCGUUUGGUAUACAAGACGAGCGUACACCAUAUAAAUGUAUCAACACAAAAUGUGGUCGACACUUCUGUGAUCAAUGUGUAAAAUAUAUUCAAAUUUACAAUGCCAAUGUUCGCCAGUUCCGAUGCAUGUACUGUUUGAAGGAAUAUCGAAAAAACCAAGUGCCAAUAAAAGAUAUUUUACUCGCAGAACAGUUAUGGAAUGAAGCUGUAGUCAACUAUGGUAUCAAACGGACACGUCAGUUGUUGUCGAAUGAAUGUCAUGCUACUGAUUUGAAGUUUGAUAUCGAUUGUAGACAAAGACAUUUAUCAAAUUUAAUUAAUAUUCACAAGCGCUACUCUGAUUGGACAGAGUUUCCUGUAACAAGAGUCGAAGCUGAAAAUAUAGCUGAUCAACUGUCAAAAAUUGUUAAAUAUAUCAACGAAGAGACAAAUGCUCAAAUCGAUAUAUGUAAAAGUGUUUAUCGAAAUAGUAUCUCGACACCGGAUGAUGAUAACGAUGUUGGUUCGCACUAUAUUCGACUUUGUGAACGUUUGUUACUUGAAAUUACAAAUGCGGAAUUUCACAGCUUAUUUCCAAAUACGAAUGCCAUAUUUACCGAAUGGAUGCAUGAACCAGGAUCGGAUGAUAAGUUCCAACCAAAAAUUUUCGAUUUAAUCAAGACGAUUGAGCAAGAUCUUACAGAUUUAUGGUCGAGUACUCAUUUUAACGUUCGCACCAAAAUUGGAGUUGUGGGUUACACAAGUGUUGGGAAAAGUACUCUAGUGAAUCGUUUUCUCAAUGUGAGCUCCUUAAUAGAAAACGAAACAGCUCCAAUAUCCAUCGACAAAAGCACUUACUUUCCAUUGCAAUUCGACAGAGAAGAACCAUUAAUUCAUCCUGAUCAUCAAGACCGAAAAACAGCAGUCACAUUUGUCGACAUUCAAGGUCGUGACAAGAGCAAACUCAAUGAUCAUAGUCAAAGAGAAGCAGAUAGAUAUUUGCAUGAAAUUUUCAAAGCAGAUUGUGAUAUUUAUGUGAUCGUAUUUGACGACGAGCUUUGUGACGAACAACAUAAGUGGAUUGUUGACAUUGAACAGACGUUACACCGCAAAUGUAUUUUAGUGAGAUCGAAAGUAGACAAAUAUUAUUUGUCGAAAUUUUUGGAACUUUCUGAAGUAUUCUAUGCCCAAAGUACAGUCGAACAGCGUCAGCAGUUGGAUUCAAUUAUCUUACAACAAAUCCGACUAAAUAAUUCGGUCGACAAUCGAUUCGUUUAUCUAGUAGCACAGGACUAUCAACCAUCGACCAGUGAUGCCCAAUUGUUACUAAAAAACAAUUCGUUUGACAUGUUACUAUUGCUCUACGAGCUAAGUCGUUUGGCGUUCAAUGCUCACAAUAGUCGAAUUCACUCUUUAGCAAAACGGGCUGUAGCCCGUGUGAUCAAUAUAUGCUUCCGUCGUGACUAUGUGCUCAAUGUACUGAAAUAUCAGAUAGCCGCUGGAAUUGGGUCUAUCAUACCUUUCGGUGAACAGUAUCCUCGCUAUCUAUCACGAGAAGGUAUUAGAGAUGCGUUCGGCAUUGAUGAUGCUCUUCGUCAAUAUCUAAACCAGUACAAACUCAAAAUUGCUGGAUAUAAGUUGCAAACGUCAGUGUUCAAAGAUUGUGUUAAAGUUCAAGAGUUAGAGACUCACUGGAAAUCGAAGGCGAAAAUGGUUGGAAAAGCGGUUGACACUACAGCCGUAGCUGGUGGAGCAGCGGCUGCCGAUGAUAUUGUUCGAACGAUUGCACCUAUUACCACUGCUCUGUCUGGAGCAGCACGCAUCGCAGCGACGACUGCUACUCUUGGCAUCGCAAUAGUCAUUUCUGGUGGCGUAUGCGCUUGGUCGGCAAUCAGUAGUCUUCAACAUAUUUUCAGUUAUGUACAGCGAAUAUGUGAUGAUCUCAUUCAUGUGACCGAUCCGUUGAUUCACGCCAUCAUUUUACAAUUGGAAGCAGAGGUACCAAACCAUACUGUACCAAUUCCUGAAAAUCAUUCUUCUUAG
Messenger RNA from Rotaria socialis, 2034 nucleotides. Lineage: Eukaryota; Metazoa; Rotifera; Eurotatoria; Philodinida; Philodinidae. The record is from the annotation of a GenBank genome assembly.